Molecule: messenger RNA, 4523 nt
Organism: Melopsittacus undulatus (budgerigar)
Lineage: Eukaryota; Metazoa; Chordata; Aves; Psittaciformes; Psittaculidae
Gene: SHANK1
Product: SH3 and multiple ankyrin repeat domains 1
Cellular component (GO): postsynaptic membrane; postsynaptic density; dendritic spine
Molecular function (GO): synaptic receptor adaptor activity; ionotropic glutamate receptor binding
Source: RefSeq, a predicted model, not a curated record
CCGCCGCUGCCCGGGGCCGCGCCCGGCACCGCCGGUGAUGCUGGACGAUGCCGCGCUCGCCCGGCUCCAGCGAGGACGAGGAGGGGCGGGGCUCCGAGUACCCGGAGGGGGACUCGGACUCGGGCAGCUCCCGCGAGGGGGCGGGGCUAGGGGGGGGUAACCCGGGCCCCUCCCCCCCCCGCUCCCGGGGGGCGCCCCCCCCGCCCCGCCCCCCCCCGGCCCCCCCCGACGACUCCCACUUCAGCAGGAUGGUUUUCCGCAUCGGCAUCCCCGACCUGCACCAAACGAAGUGCCUUCGGUUCGACCCGGGGGCCGUGGUGUGGGCGGCCAAGCAGCAGCUCCUGUGUGCGCUGACCGAGGGGCUCCAUGAUGGCCUCAACUAUGGCCUGUUCCAACCGGCGGCCGCAGGUCGGGAUGCCAAGUUCCUGGAUGAGGAGCGGCCCCUGCGUGACUACCCCCAGAGCUUCGACCAGGGUGUGCCAUACCUCGAGUUCCGGUACAAGACCCGGGUGUACAAGCAAACCAACCUGGAUGAGAAGCAGCUGGCCAAGCUCCACACCAAGACGGGGCUCCGGAAGUUCCUGGACUAUGUGCAGCACGGCUCUGCUGAGAAGGUCGCGCGGUUGCUGGACCGGGGCCUGGACCCCAACUACCAUGACUCCGACUCGGGGGAGACACCGCUGACACUGGCAGCGCAGCGCGAGGGGCCGCAGGAGGUGGAGAUCAUCCGGUUGCUGUGCCUGGGGGGGGCACACCUCGACUUCCGUGCCCGCGAUGGGGCCACAGCCCUGCACCGGGCGGCACGGACCCGGCGGUACCCGGCACUGCUGGCGCUGCUGGACCUGGGGGGCUCCCCCAACUACAAGGACCGCCGGGGGCUGACCCCCCUGUACCACACGGCCAUGGUGGGGGGGGACCCACGGUGCUGCGAGCUGCUCCUGGCCCACCGGGCCCACAUCGGCACCGCCGACGAGAACGGCUGGCAGGAGAUCCACCAGGCCUGCCAGCACGGGCACUCGCAGCACUUGGAGCAUUUGCUGUUCUAUGGGGCAGAGGCAGCGGCUCAGAACGCAUCCGGGAACACAGCCCUGCACAUCUGUGCCCUCUACAACAAGGAGAGCUGCGCCCGCAUCCUGCUCUACCGCGGGGCCAACAAGGAGGUGAAGAACAACAGUGGGCAGACACCAUUCCAGGUCGCUGUCAUCGCAGGGAACUUUGAGCUGGGAGAAUUGAUCAAGAACCAUCGGGACAGUGACGUGGUUCCGUUCCAGGAGAGCCCCCAGUUCACCUCCCGCCGCCGCGACCCCCCCCGGGGGCUGCCCCUCCCCCCCCAGCGCCUCCUCCGGGCCAACAGCGACUCGGGGGGGGGAGGGGCAGGGCUCCCCGCUGCCCCAGCUGCCGGGGGGUCCUUGGGGGGGCGCGGGGGUCGCCGCCGCCUGUACUCGGCCGUACCGGGACGCUCCUUCCUGGCCGUGAAGCCCUAUCAGGCCCAGGGCGAGGGCGAGCUCAGCCUCAGCAAGGGCGAGCGCAUCAAGGUGCUGAGCGUGGGUGAAGGGGGGUUCUGGGAGGGCCAAGCCCGCGGCCGCAUUGGUUGGUUCCCAUCCGAAUGCGUGGAGGAGGUUCCAGCCCGGACCCCCGAGGGCAAGACAGAGAGCCGCAGUGACAAGGCCAAGCGCCUCUUCCGCCAUUACACCGUUGGCUCCUAUGACAGCUUCGAUGCCCCCAGUGAUUACAUCAUCAAGGAGAAGACUGUUCUGCUGCAGAAGAAGGACAACGAAGGCUUUGGCUUCGUCCUGCGUGGGGCCAAGGCGCAGACGCCCAUCGAGGAGUUCACGCCGACGCCGGCGUUCCCGGCGCUGCAGUACCUGGAGUCCGUGGAUGAGGGCGGAGUGGCCUGGAGAGCCGGGCUGCGCAUGGGGGACUUCCUCAUCGAGGUGAACGGGCAGAACGUGGUGAAGGUCGGGCACCGUCAGGUGGUGUCCAUGAUCCGGCAGGGAGGGAACAGCCUCGUGCUCAAGGUUGUCAUGGUGACGCGACACCCGGAGCCCGAGGGGCCCCGGCGCAGGGCGGCCCCCCCGCAGCCCCGGCGCCUCCCGGCUCCGGCCAUAUCCCUGCGCUCCAAAUCCAUGACCUCGGAGCUGGAGGAGAUGGUGGAGAAAGAGUACGAUGCCUCGGUGGCCACUGAGAAGAAGCGGACGGUCUAUCAGAUGGCGCUCAACAAGCUGGACGAGAUCCUGGCCGCAGCCCAGCAGAGCAUCAGCGUGGGGGAGGGGCCGGGGGCCCCCCUGCCCCCCCUGGGCAAGACCCGGCCCAAGGGCUUCUAUGGGGCUGAGGCGACCUUCGAGGGUCCGCGCCUGCCCCCGGGGGGGUUCGACCGCGGGUUCCUGCCGCCCCCCCCCCACGGGCUCGUGCUGCGCCAGAAAUCCAUAGGCGCACCGGAAGAGCCCCGCCCGUUCCUGGCGCCCCCCAGCGGCCGCUUCAGCCGCAGCCUGUCGGUCCCGGGCUCGGAGGAGAUCCCGCCCCCCCCGACGACGUCACCUCCGGAGCCUCCCUUCAGCGGCCCCGCCCCCCCCGCCUCCAUCAUGGGCGCGUCCACUGCGCGCUCGGCGGGGGGGGGGGGGAGGGGGAGGGCCCCCCCCAGCAUCGACGAGGCCUUGUUCGCGGCGGACGCGUUCCCGGCCCGGGGGUACCGGGGGGCACCGAGGGGCGGGGCCGGAAGCGCCUUCAGCAGCGUGGCCGCCGCUUCCGGUCCGUCGCCCAGGCCCAAGGCCGUGGCGGCCGCGCUGCAUGCCGGGAUCGCCGCGCUCCAGGCCGGGCUGGGGCCGCUGCCGCCGGGCGUGGGGCUGAGGCCCAGGCCUCACCUAGCGACCGACAUGGCGUCCUUAGCGACCGACAUGGCGCCCCUAGCGACCGACAUGGCGUCCUUAGCGACCGACAUGGCGCCCUUAGCAACCGACAUGGCGCCCUUAGCGACCAAGCUGUCGCCCCUAGCCACCGACAUGGCGUCCUUGACGACCAACAUGGCGCCCUUAGCGACCAACAUGGCGCCCCUAGCGACCGACAUGGCGUCCUUAGCGACCGACCUGUCUCCCUUACCCCCGGCCCUGUCUCCCUUAGCAACGCCCUCCCUGGCGUCCUUAGCAACGCCCAAGAUGGCGCCGCUCGUUCCCCCGGUGGCCCUGCCCCCGUUCGCCCCCCCCAUGGCCCCGCUCCGCUCCGCCGUCCCCCGCCUGCCCCCCCCUCGCCGCCCCCCGUCCCCCGCCGACGCCUUCGGUGCCCCCGAGGCCCGGGUCCGGUUCGCCGAGGCCGGGGGGCUCCUGGCGCUGCCGCCGCCGGCGCCGUCGGUGGACGGGGACGAGGAGCUGCUGCUGGCGGAGCCGCUGCCGCCGCCGCUCGAGUUCGCCAACAGCUUCGAGGACGCCGCGGCCGGACCCUCGGCGGCCGCCGUCGGGGACUCCACGGCCUCCAGCCUCACGUCGUACGACAGCGAGGUGGCCACCAUCACCCAGGCCGGGCCCGAGGGGCGGCGGGGGCCGCUGGGCCCGCACCCCGACGGCCUGGACGCCGUCACCGACUCCGGUAUCGAGGAGGUCGACAGCAGGAGCAGCAGCGACCACCCCCCCGAGCACGGGGAACCGGGGCCCUAUGGAGCCGACGGCACCGAGAGGGCCAGGCCCAGGGGCCGGGGGGGGGCCCCGAGGACCGGACACCCGCAGGGCUAUGGAGCCAUGGGAGGAGACCGGACGGGGCCUGGCCUGGAGCCGGGGAGCGGCCGAUGGCAGCUACGGGGGCACCGCGGGCAGGCACAGCCCUCCAAGCCCCCCCCUUCCUCCUCCAUCUCCCCCUCCUCCAUCCUCUUCCCCAACUGGCCCCCGGGCCCCAAGUCCCCUUUGGGAGGGGUCGGGGUGGGGGGGUUGGACCUGGACAUCCGCCCCCCCCUGCGGCGAGCCCCGAGCCCGGCCACGCUGCCCAGCGAGCGCCGGGGCAGCCCCGCUCCGCGCCCGGCAUCCCUGCCCACGUUACCGGCGGCUGCCCCGCUCUAUGCCGGCUUCCUGGAGCUGCGGGGGGGGCCGUUCGGGGACGGGGGGGGCAGCUCCAGGUCCCUGUCCCCGACGAGGCCCCCGCCGCCCCCCCCGGAUAAGCCGUUCGGGGCCAAGCCCCUGGCGUUCUGGAGCAAGUUCGACGUGGCUGACUGGCUGGAGUACCUGAACCUGGGCGAGCACCGCGCGCGCUUCCUGCACAACGAGAUCGACGGCUCCCACCUGCCCGCGCUCACCAAGGAGGAUUACAUCGACCUGGGAGUGACGCGCGUCGGGCACCGCAUGAACAUCGACCGCGCGCUCAAGGUCUUCCUGGAGAGGUGAGGGCCGCGGAGGGGGCAGCGGGACCAGGAGGAGACGCGGGGCACGGAACGGGACGUGGAGGUGCCAUGGGACAUGGACAUGGACAUGGAACGGGACAUGGAUGUGCAAUGGGAGAUGGACAUGGAACGGGAGAUACGGACAUGGACAUGGAACGGGACA